This is a messenger RNA of Oikopleura dioica, 1041 nucleotides long. Lineage: Eukaryota; Metazoa; Chordata; Appendicularia; Copelata; Oikopleuridae. The record is from the annotation of a GenBank genome assembly.
AUGCCUCGAAGAGAAAUUUGCGUCACCUCACCCGAGGUUGCUAUGCAUGGAGAAAUCAACAUCCAUGCCCGAGUAGCCGUGGUGACAAAAGCCAAGCUCGACGAUAUCCGAAUCGGAGGCGAGUGUCUCUGCGGCCCAGCUCCAGUGAAGCCACCAACGCCCGUUCCAGAUGUCUACAAUCCAGUCGCCCUCGAUCUCGUCAUCCUCAUCGACGGUUCCGACUCCUUCGACUCCAGCUGCAAAGAUACCAGCACCAGCGGCACCCAGUUCGAGGAAGCAAUGGACUGGGCUGGUCAACUCGUCAAUGACGUUGCCGACAGAACCAGCUUGGCGACAGCGACCGUUGUUCAAUUCUCCGGAUUCAAGAACCAGGACAUCAAAUACAAGCCCGGCAGCCGGGGUGUUCUCUUCGAAGACGAAGGCGUGACUCUUCGACAGUACAACUUCGAACACGGCCCAACAACUGUUUCUCAAGAUCGACAGCUUCCCGCUCAGCUCCGAGGAGUUGAUGCUCUCGACGGAAACUCACAGCUUUUCCUCGCUCUUCAGGAUCUCUCCUUGGAUGAAUUCGCCCAGGAAUUGGAAGCGGCUCUCCCAAGCAGCGCCGACCACGCCGGUCGAAAGCGACUCCUGGUCAUCGUCACUGAUGAAGAAUGGGAUGCCAACCAGCUAGCCAGUGCCAGACAGCUGAGCCAAUCCCUUGGAGACGAAGUUGAUGAUGCUGAGGAUGUUCCAGCCCGACGAAUGUCCAAACUCAAUCACUCGACUGUCAAAGACUCCACCCACGAUCUCUACAACGAGCUUCUUCCAAUCUGCAAACACUUGGCCCAUCCAUUCUACGACGAAAUCCACCCCGUCAUUGUGCGACGAAACCACAUCAAGGAUUUGGAAGGCAACUUCAUUUCCGAUCAGGUUGCCAAGCCGGCGAAGGAGGCCUACCACAAGAUUUACGAAGAGGACUUCACCAAGGACAUGGCGAAAACCAAGAAGGACAUCGUGAGCAGAAUCGAAAACAUGAUCAAACCCGUCAAGAUGAACUAA